Molecule: messenger RNA, 2675 nt
Organism: Psammomys obesus (fat sand rat)
Lineage: Eukaryota; Metazoa; Chordata; Mammalia; Rodentia; Muridae
Gene: Taf8
Product: TATA-box binding protein associated factor 8
Exons: 9
Coding region: 7-933 (308 amino acids)
Biological process (GO): transcription initiation at RNA polymerase II promoter
Cellular component (GO): transcription factor TFIID complex
Molecular function (GO): protein heterodimerization activity
Source: RefSeq, a predicted model, not a curated record
AGCAAGAUGGCUGACACGGCGGCCGGACCUGGUGGCUCUGGAACGAGAUCAGGGAGUAAACAGUCCACCAACCCUGCUGAUAACUACCAUCUGGCCCGGAGGAGAACUCUGCAAGUUGUUGUGAGCUCCUUGCUGACAGAGGCGGGAUUUGAGAGCGCUGAGAAAGCGUCUGUGGAAACCUUGACAGAGAUGCUGCAGAGCUACAUCUCGGAAAUUGGGAGAAGUGCCAAGUCUUACUGCGAGCACACAGCCAGGACCCAGCCCACACUGUCGGACAUCGUGGUCACACUGGUUGAAAUGGGGUUUAACGUGGACACUCUCCCUGCUUAUGCAAAACGGUCUCAGAGGAUGGUCAUCACUGCACCUCCAGUAACCAGCCAGCCAGUGACUCCAAAGGCCCUCACUGCAGGGCAGAACCGACCCCACCCACCACACAUCCCCAGCCAUUUUCCCGAGUUUCCGGAUCCCCACACCUACAUCAAAACUCCGACAUACCGUGAGCCAGUGUCUGACUACCAGGUCCUGCGAGAGAAAGCUGCAUCUCAGAGGCGAGACGUGGAGCGAGCACUCACCCGCUUCAUGGCCAAGACAGGAGAGACCCAGAGUCUUUUCAAGGAUGACGUCAGCACUUUCCCUUUGAUUGCUGCCAGGCCUUUCACCAUCCCCUACCUCACAGCCUUGCUUCCCUCUGAGCUGGAGAUACAGCAGAUGGAAGAGACAGACUCCUCAGAGCAGGAUGAGCAGACAGACACAGAGAACAUCGCUCUUCAUAUCAGCACGGAUGAGUCCGGAGCUGAGAAGGAGAAUGCCUCUGUCCUGCAGCAGAGCGCCUCCUUGUCCGGCAGCCGGAGCGGGGAGGAGAGCGUCAUCGACAACCCCUACCUGCGGCCUGUGAAGAAGCCCAAGAUCCGCAGGAAGAAGUCCCUCUCGUGACCUGAGAAGGAAGCUGCCCUAAAACAGGGAGACACCACUUUCCUGGAGAGUAAAAUCACAGAUGGAAAAAGAAGGUGACGUCUUUCUGGCCAUGUCCAGGCUACAUCGUUUCAGGAGCCACCUCUGAAGACAGCCUGUUUUGCUUGGAUGUGUGGGUUGAGGAGGAGGCCAUGGUACAGCAAAAACUACUCCAUCUUUUGGGCCAUACUGUCGCAAACAGGGCAGGGGACUUCUGCCUUCUUCAUUGAUUAUUCGCAGGACUUGAUUCCUUGGAAACCUGGAGGGCCAGGGAAAGUGACAGAAAGAAAAAGUCCAUUGCACCGUACCCUGAUGAGAAGACUGCCAAGUGUACCUUCCAGACCACUUGAAUGACCCACAAGAAUUAUGGCGCUGAUUUACUAACCCAGCACCUCAUUCUCACUUCACUCUUCACCUGGGCCCCAAGAUCCCUACUGAGCUGAUGGAACAUGAUGUUGUAUCUCUCAUCAUGUUGGAAACGGGCCCACACUGCAGCUUUGAUCUGAGGCUGCAGUCUUAAUAUGGACGAGGCUACCAUCACAGUAGCCUUGAAUCUCUGACCAUUUGAUUAAAGCUGACCACACCAGGCCAUUCCCUUGGAAUGUGUGCUCCAACACCCUUCUCAGCUGAUCUGAGCAGAGCCUGGGACAUAGUUAGUUGUCUGUGGACUUAGAGAGGAGCCUGGAUUUUAAGUGCCAGGAAGAGGACUUAAUAGGUAGGCGGUAGGGGAGGGCUUAGUACAGCCUCUUAGUAUAGCUGGAGAUAGAAAGCCAACUGCCCACCUGCUGGAGGGAGGGGCCAAGAGGACCCUGGUGAGCCCUGUGUCAAGAAGCAAGUCUGAGUCCGCCCAUCUCCCACUCCUGGAGAGAAGACCCAAUCCCACACUUUCCCCACUAACCACAAAACAGGCCUCCAAGGAGGAAUGGCAGGGACUCACGGAAAUUGACAGGAAGUGGCUAAGUUAUUCCUUGGCUUGGAAUUCAUGUUUACUCUUCCCCCCCCUCCCCCAACUCCACCCUGGCUGCUGCUUUUCCUCUUCCUCCUCCCCUCUCUCCCUCUGUUUUUGAGACAGGAUCUCACUCUUAGCCCAAGCUAUCCCAGAAAUCACUGUGUAUCCCAGGCUUGGUGGUCCUCCUGCCACAAGAUGCAAUUACAGGAGUGAGCCACCAUGCCUGACUUCCAGGAGGUUGGCUGGGAGGCUCCCCCUUCCCUGCUGAUCUCCAGGUUUGGUCCCUUUGGCUGGAGGAAAAGAGCUCUGUGUCUGGAAUUAAAGAAAGGACAAGAAAUAGAAAAUGAGUUUCCUCAGCUCUGGACCAAACAGGAAUAUUUGUGACUCAAAACUUCCAGGUCAGAACAGGAAGAGUGACCUGUGGAUUCUUAGAACCUGUGAUAAAAUUGGCAACUCAUGGCCCAAUCAGUUGAAAUCCAGUCAACAUGUAUCACACACAUGUUCCUGAUGAGUCUACUUAGCAUAUCUGUACUUCCCCAUUAUCACCGUCUGAAGCCAAUACCCGUUGAAUGUGUUGUACAAAGUGGGUUGGGAAGGGACUCUGGCUGCCCUUGACCUCAGAACUGUACCACUGUAAUUUCCCUUGGUAGAGAGAUGACCUGAAUGAUGUGUUGAAGUAUAUUAUUCUUAAUGUAUGUGUCCAUAUGUAUAUUAUAUUUUUAUUUUUUAUAAAUUGAGGGAGUCUUGGCAGAAAAAUAAAGUGCGAGAUAUGAAA